GUUAAUUAUUAGAAAUUAGGUACUUAAUUAAAUUACUUAUUAGGUAAUUACUAUAUUUUAAUAUAACACUAUGUGUUCUCUUCUAUCAUAACUUAUAGAAACCGGGAUAUCUUACAUACUAUAUUGAAGAGCAAUGUUUUACCCUAACUUGUAUAAGUAAUAUUUACGUGACAUAUGUUCUAUAUAACUUCUGUUUUUUAAAACAAUUUAUGGGCAUGGUAGCGUUGAGUUGUUGAUUUAUAGAAUUCAUAUUAUGUAAAACACAAACAAUAUUAACAGUCAAUAUUUUUAACACAAUGGCCGAACCAAACACAGAAUACGUAGAUGAAAACAAUAAAGCGAAUUUAGAAAAUCUAAAACCAACACUUCAAUAUACAAUAUUUGAUGAAUACGACAACGAAGAGUUACUAUACCCAAAUGAAAAAUUAGGAAUACUGAAGAGAAAGUUAGAAAUUGUGAGAUCAAGGGCGGAUAAUACAUUUAAAAAGAACACCUCCCCUUUAAGGCGACCAGCGGACAAUGCACCUCUGCACGAAGUAUACAAAAAUGUUAUUAAUAAAGACUCGUUCACCACUUUAGCCUCGAUUUUAGAUAAUGAAAAAAACGUUUGUAGUAUAACAUCAACUGAAAAUGAGAAAUUUAAGUCGACAGAAAACAAUAUAAAAUCUGUUUGCAACAAUAACGCAAACAUUCAAGGGUUCAAUAAACCAUUAAAUAUUGAGAAAACUAAUCAAAUAAACUCCCAAGCAAUUAAUGAAAACACUAAAUAUUUGAACGUUACAAAUGAUGAUAAUAUAAAGAAAACAAACAUUGCUUCAAAUAAAAAUACACAAUUGCCGAAGAAGAAAAUUAAAAAACGUAAUAAAGUUGUAUCUAUCGAUAAACCAAAAUAAUAAAAAUGUAUAGAUACCUAAUUUCAAUUACUUAUUAAUUAUAAAAUAAAUUCUUCUCACGGAGUUAACUACCUAA
Molecule: messenger RNA, 969 nt
Organism: Acyrthosiphon pisum (pea aphid)
Lineage: Eukaryota; Metazoa; Arthropoda; Insecta; Hemiptera; Aphididae
Exons: 2
Coding region: 297-893 (198 amino acids)
Source: RefSeq, a predicted model, not a curated record